GCGUCCGGAGACGAGGCGGAGCGGCCAGGCGGGGCAGCUUUGGUGUUGCUUCAUUGUGUCAGGCCAGGCAACGCCUGGGCACGCAGCCUUUGUUUUGGGGGAGGGGGCCGUGGCCAGCUCUUUAUCUCCUGCCCUGCUUUGUGGGCCGAGCUGGCUCCCCGCGCCGGAGUGCACACGUCUCACCCUCCCGCGGUGUCCCGCCGCGGGCCACAGCUGCCAGCCGCUGGCCUGGAGAGGUCCCCGGCGUCCUUUCCCGUCUCCUCUGCGGAGCAGCCGGGGCGCGGGACGAGCAAGGCUGGGCCGGCGGGGUCAGCGCACGGGCUUCGGGGCUCGCGCCUGGCGGGUGCUCGGCUCCCCUAAGCGCCUCCUACUAGUUGGUGGGCCUGCAGGGUGACGCCUCGUUCUCCGGCCAGGUUCUGGCGCCUGAAUUCUUUCGGAACUUGAUCUUUUUUGUUUGUUUGUUUGUUUUGCUUUUGCGUCCGUACUUGGCGAGGGCGUUUGCUGGGCCCGCCUUUUGAGCGUGCAAACCACAACACCCUAUGCUGAUUUCCGUGUCACAUAUUCUUAAUGCUCAGGAAACGCUUCCGGAUGUACAACCAAGGUUUGAAGGACAACUUUAGGGUGUCGGUCCUUGCCUUGCUACCUUGUUGGAGACAGUCUCUUCACUGCUGCGUUUGCCACCCGGCUUCCGGGGAUUCCCUUACCUCUCCUGCUCGUCUGUCCAUCGAGGCGUGCUGUAAUUUACAGGAUUUAGCACUCAGACCUUUCAGUCAGGAGCUACGAAGAUUUCCAGAAGGAGACCAGGUCCUCGGAUGAGCCCCCUCACAGAGAGAUGAAGGGGCAGCAGAAAACAGCUGAAACCGAAGAGGGGACGGUGCAGAUUCAGGAAGGUGCAGUGGCUACUGGAGAGGACCCAACUAGUGUAGCUAUCGCCAGCAUCCAGUCAGCUGCCACUUUCCCCGAUCCCAACGUCAAGUACGUCUUCCGAACUGAGAAUGGGGGCCAGGUGAUGUACAGAGUGAUCCAGGUGUCUGAAGGGCAGCUGGAUGGCCAGACAGAAGGCACUGGUGCCAUUAGUGGCUACCCUGCCACUCAGUCUAUGACCCAGGCAGUGAUCCAGGGUGCUUUCACCAGUGAUGACGCAGUUGACACGGAGGGGACAGCUGCUGAAACACACUAUACUUACUUUCCCAGCACGGCAGUGGGAGAUGGGUCAGGGGGUACCACGUCGGGGAGCACCACUGCUGUCGUUACCACCCAAGGCUCAGAGGCACUGCUGGGACAGGCAACCCCUCCCAGUGCAGGUCAGUUCUUUGUGAUGAUGUCACCACAAGAAGUACUGCAGGGAGGGAGCCAGCGUUCAAUUGCCCCCAGGACCCACCCUUAUUCCCCGAAGUCAGAGGCUCCCAGAACAACUCGGGAUGAGAAACGCAGGGCUCAGCAUAAUGAAGUGGAGCGCCGCCGCCGGGACAAGAUCAACAACUGGAUUGUGCAGCUGUCCAAAAUCAUCCCAGACUGCUCUAUGGAGAGCACCAAGUCUGGCCAGAGUAAAGGUGGAAUCCUAUCCAAAGCCUGUGAUUAUAUCCAGGAGCUGCGGCAGAGCAACCAUCGGUUGUCGGAAGAAUUGCAGGGGUUAGAUCAGCUGCAGCUAGACAACGAUGUGCUUCGGCAACAGGUGGAAGAUCUUAAAAACAAGAACCUGCUACUACGAGCUCAGUUACGGCACCAUGGAUUAGAGGUGGUCAUCAAGAAUGACAGCAACUAACUAUGGGGAUGCAGGGGCUCUGGGCCCUAGAACUGCAGAGCCCGGGAGCAACAGGCUGACCCCAUGCCCCUUCCCUUCACUGCCGACUUCUGGCGUGUAGGGGGAGUCUGGCAAGCAUGUCUCUGAACUGAGGCUUGUGGUGUGAAACACGAAGUGGACCUGUCCUGACAGCCUCGCCUGCUCCCGCUGUGUAGUCCCCGGGACUGUGCUCCUUUGCACAUUGCAUGUGCCGUAUCCAUGGACACUGGACACACUAAAUCUGGGCUGGCCUUGUGCUUGCUUAGAGUGCCCAGCAGAGGGUCUGUGGACACUCUGUGGGUUUAGCACUUCUACUGGUUCUUCCUUCCCCUGGAGCAGGAGCUAAGAUAUGCACCUGAUUACUCUGGGGAGCAGGCUUAUUCAGAGAUGGGGGAAGGAUGCUAGGUGGCUGCUAUCCCAUGAGUAGUUGAGGGGCCAGUGUGUAGCUGGGGCCUCUGCAGAAGUCUCUGAAGCCAGGGAGAAAGAUAGGCAGGGGCUCACUGAGAGCCUUCCCCUUCUG
This is a messenger RNA of Arvicola amphibius (Eurasian water vole), 2303 nucleotides long. It is a transcript of the gene Usf1, whose product is annotated as upstream transcription factor 1. The transcript is spliced from 12 exons. Gene Ontology annotation, molecular function: RNA polymerase II cis-regulatory region sequence-specific DNA binding; protein dimerization activity; DNA-binding transcription factor activity, RNA polymerase II-specific. NCBI's taxonomy places the organism in Eukaryota, Metazoa, Chordata, Mammalia, Rodentia, Cricetidae. The record is from RefSeq and is a predicted model, not a curated record. Gene Ontology annotation, biological process: regulation of transcription by RNA polymerase II. The coding region runs from base 833 to 1765 and encodes 310 amino acids.